Messenger RNA from Xenopus tropicalis (tropical clawed frog), 3403 nucleotides. It is a transcript of the gene ppp1r27, whose product is annotated as protein phosphatase 1 regulatory subunit 27. The transcript is spliced from 3 exons. Bases 673 to 1098 code for a protein of 141 amino acids. The record is from RefSeq and is a predicted model, not a curated record. Lineage: Eukaryota; Metazoa; Chordata; Amphibia; Anura; Pipidae.
UAUGCCAGGAACCUUGAUUUAUAAGUGUCUUCCCCUACCCCCUUCCCUGCUACUCAAAACAGUAACACUUGUUUACAGGAGUAGAUGCAGUCUGCCAAGAUGUGGGGUCAUUACUUCACAAGCUCUCAUUACAGACAUUUCCUUGGUAUUCAUAAGACUCCUAUUUAGAGCCUCUCCAUCUUACACUGUCACAUGGAGAGAACAGAUAUAUCCUGAUACUGUUUACAGGGCUGGCUGAGUGCAGUGUGUAUGUCUGUAUCUAUUUCCCGAUCCCACCCAUACUGAAGGCAGCUUUUGGUUCUUGGUGCGGUGACCCCCAGAAGCUUUGAGUAGCAGCUGCUCUCCUAAUCAGUUGACCUGGUAAGAUGAGCCUCCCUUGAACUGCAGUGGGCGUAUUCAACGGUUGGUUGCCUUACAGUGGGAUGAGAUGAGCGUCCUGUAAAUAGAUGAGAAGGCAAGGCUAUAAAAGGUUUUUUGGACUGCUGCUGCUUCUGCUGUAACUUAGCGGUGCUUAUUGGUGAUUUUGUAAUAGAGCCUACUGAAGUUUGGCAGAAUCAGCUUCCAUCCAGUGGAAAGGAAGAGCUAGACAAUUCUUUAUAUCUGGAUACAAACAAACUAACAGAACUGGCGCUUAGUCCCUUGUCUCCAGCCCCGGACCACGGUAUCCUCAGAAUGAGGUAUAUGCCUUCUCAUCGCUCUGCACGCACUGUGCGCUUCCCAAAUGACAUUCUCUUCCUGGACCAUAUCCGACAGGGUGACCUGGAGCAAGUUGGGAGGUUCAUUCGUGCCCGGAAGGUGACAAUGGACACAAUUUACUUGUCAGGUAUGGCAGCUUUACAUGAGGCCGUUCUAUCUGGCAACCUGGAGUGUGUGAAGCUCUUGGUGAAAUAUGGAGCAGAUAUUGAUCAGAGAGAUGAAAAUGGCUGGACCCCCCUCCACAUGGCAUGCAGUGAUGGCUACCCUCACAUUGCUAGAUAUCUUCUAUCGCUUGGAGCACAAUCAGAUGCAGUAAACAGUGAUGGUGAAAAGCCAUAUCAAUUAAUAGACUCGGACUGUGAGGAAUUGCUGAAACUCUUCCCACCAGAAGGGGGCGACUGAAGAAAUAAUGGACCUAACAUGCUGCCACCUACAUAAGGGGUGGUAAAGGCAGACUACAGAGAAUUCCACUGGAUCUCUCAUAUAUUAUAUGUUUACCAAGGCUGAGGAGAUUCUGUGUGCUCAACCAAAGUCUACUGUGGUGAGGCAGAAGACGGCAAGUAUGGUGAAUUAUCAGGCUACAGCAAACAAAAGCUUCUGUCUGCCACAUUAUUUACAACAACAAAUUUAUAAAGGGGGAAUUUGUACAUGAAAACAUUACAGGUGUUUUAUUGCCAUUCAGUGAACUGAACUCACACUCAUUACAUAGCCUGACCAGUUAUCAAAGGAACACAGCUUUUUCCUUUCUUCUUUGUACCAAAAUGACUGUAUAGUAAUGUCCAAAUGUAAAUUCUUUGUUUUUAAUGAAUUGUUAACUCUACAUGAAAUAUAUAAUUGCUCUAACUUCUGCACUGAAUACAAUAUAUGCACAAUGGAGGCAUUAACAAGGUAGGAUAACUAUAUGUAAUAUGUUGGUGUGUGUGUGUGAGAAUACAUGAUAUAUAACAAUGACACAAAGAAAUGCAAAACCUCAUCUUUCCACUUUAGAUUAUGAGAGUUUUGUGUGUGUGUGUGUUUGUGUGUGUGUGAACCCUCAUUCCAGUUUACUAACCUUCCUUAUGCCUCAGUGAAACCCAGAGAACAGAUUCUCAUACUGGACCCACUAACUGCUACUGGAGGUCCCUGCAACAAUGUUUUAUGUACUUUUAGGGCAUGCACCUGAAGAGAUAAUCUGACAGUCUAGCACUCAUUUGCUGGGAAUUGCCCCAGAAGCACAUAAUACAUGAUAGAAAUGAUCUGCAGAAAAAGGCUCUGACAUCAAGGCCUGUUAGGCAAGUGCAAUUUGUAUUUCCCUUAGAUGAAGACAUGCCAUUUGGAACUUAAAUGAAUCCUUUCCAAGGCUAAUGCCACACGGGUGUAUUCUCAGCAAGCGGAAAACCACUUGCAGAGAAUAUAACGCUACGCUUAAAAAUACUCCUACCUGUGCCUGCACCCGAUAGCACUGAAUAUGCUCGAGUGCAGGCACAUGUAGCCAAUAUCCGCCAUAAAACAUGAAACUUCACAUUUUUGGUGGAUAUCUGCUAAAUGUGCCUGAAUCUCAGCGUAUUCCAUUCAUUCAGGUGCAGGCACAGGUAGGGGCAUUUUUAAAUGUAGGGAGCAUUCUCGGCAAGAGUUUUUCAGCUUGCUGAGAAUACACUCCAUACGUUACGUUAAGCCUAAGCCCUGUAAUGUAGGAAACCUUAGUAUGUGCCCAGUAUUUGAUUAACAAUUUCUAGCAUCCCUAAAAAGCCUAAUAUAAGUCAUUGUAUCACAACAGCUGCUUGUGUAUAAACAUCUUACCAAGCUGUACAUUGUUGUGCGUUUAUUUGACUCAGCCCCUCUGCCAUAGUAAAACUUCAGUUCUUUGCAAAAGUGGUAAAGGGAGCCCUUCUCAAAUGAGCUUAUAGUCUAAAAGAAGAUAUGUAUGAGACACAAUGUCCGAUAAUUUCAACUGGGCAAGGUUUAGCGAAUUUUUACACAAACAUAUAUAAACAUAAAAUGCAUUUUUAUACUAUAUGCAUUACUACUACCGUCUUAUCUUGCCCCUUUUUACAAACAAACUGUUCCCAUGAAAGAGUAUUGUGUAAAUGUAUUGUGUAAAAUAUUUUUAAAGAAGGAAAGGUAAAAACUAAGUAAGCUUUAUCAGAAAGGUCUAUGUUAAUACAGCCAUAAACACUUACAGAACUGUAACUGUAAAUGUGAAAAUAAAUCACAUUUAUUUCCUUCUAUUCUAUAUACAUAAUCUUGUGUGUCAGACUUCCUGCUCAGUUUGCACCUCUCUCCUCUAUCCCCCUCCCUUCUACUCUCUCCCCCUUUCCAUUUCUGCUGUAAUGUGAGUUGAAAGCUGUUCUGUGCAGCCUGGAAAUGAAGUCAGACCAAGCUAAAUUGGCAGCUGCUAUCUUAAACAAACAGAGGGAGCUUCUAUGGCUGUUUAGUCAGGUAUGGUAAAGCUUUCUGCAGAAUAAAUAUAGUUUUCUAGCUUGCACUAUUGUGACUAAUCUUUUGGCAAUAAAAUGCCAAAAUACAUUUCCUUCUCCUUUAAAGUUUUGAAGAACAUAUAUUAUUACUUUUGCUUUAUAGAUUGGCCUACUCUAAGCAACAUUUCAGUGGGUUUUCAUUAUUUAUUUUGAAAUGUUUUUUUGAAUUAAAAUUUGUACUAUUCCUAUAUCCAGUCUGCAAUGCCAUCUAGUUAUUGUGUCCCACCCCACCUCUGUAACAACAAAAAAAA